AUGCAUACGGUGGAGCUGAGACAAAUGAACUUGGCUGAGUGGGUCAGGAGCUGUCAUCACGACGGGGAACUUGAUCAAAUUAUUGAUCCAAGCAUAAGGGGUAAGAUUGAAAUUCAGAGUCUGAAUCAGUUUGUUGAGAUUGCAAUGAGUUGCAUAAAUGAUAGUGGGAUUGAACGGCCGUCAAUGAAUGAUGUUGUGAGUGCGCUUGAGCUUGCAUUGCAGCUCCACCGCAACUGCAUUGAAAGGAACAAUGAGGUUGCCUUCGUCAAUGACAGUGCCGAUGCCAAACUUAGAAGUGCUAAGCUAGAUUGCACUACAGAUGAAUCCAUCCAAUGUAUAUCUGAGACAAUCUUUUCUGAGAUUAAUGAUACAAAUGGGAGAUGA
Molecule: messenger RNA, 384 nt
Organism: Prunus armeniaca (apricot)
Lineage: Eukaryota; Viridiplantae; Streptophyta; Magnoliopsida; Rosales; Rosaceae
Source: the annotation of a GenBank genome assembly